Molecule: messenger RNA, 208 nt
Organism: Nezara viridula (southern green stink bug)
Lineage: Eukaryota; Metazoa; Arthropoda; Insecta; Hemiptera; Pentatomidae
Source: the annotation of a GenBank genome assembly
AUGUCGGAUAUCAGAAGGCAAGGAAUUCCAGAAGGCAGUGGAUCGGGCAAAAAAGGAAUAUUCAAAAGUCUUAGUCUUAGUAGGGAUAUAAAGGGAAGAGCCACUUUAACUCAUCGUAAAGAUGGGACACAUGAGACCGCCUCGAUGUACUGAAGAAAAAUCUUAAGCAGGUGAUAUGUACGUUUUUAUAACUGUAUCAAAACAUUUU